This is a messenger RNA of Cucumis melo (muskmelon), 1437 nucleotides long. Its product is annotated as gibberellin 3-beta-dioxygenase 1-like. The record is from RefSeq and is a predicted model, not a curated record. Gene Ontology annotation, molecular function: gibberellin 3-beta-dioxygenase activity. NCBI's taxonomy places the organism in Eukaryota, Viridiplantae, Streptophyta, Magnoliopsida, Cucurbitales, Cucurbitaceae. Bases 201 to 1310 code for a protein of 369 amino acids. Gene Ontology annotation, biological process: response to light stimulus; gibberellin biosynthetic process. The transcript has 2 exons.
GACAAAAAAUGCACAAAAUCAAGCCCUUUACUCAUUCUGAGUCAUUACAUUGAGAUUGCCACAACAUGUUUUGUCCCUUUCUUCAACCUCAUAUCAAUUUUCCAAAAAAACAGACACCACUUUGUCCAAAUUUGCCACCAUUUUUAACCUAAUCUUCAUCUCCUUUCUAUCACUCUAAAUUUGUUUAAAUACCCCUCCACAUGCUCUCUAAUCUUUGCUCCUUUCCCAAAACAAAUCUCACAAUAAUGACCACUCUCUCUCAAACGUAUCGAGACCACCCUCUUAUUCACCAUCACCAUAUCGUUCCUUUAGACUUUGAUUCAUUACGAACGAUUCCUGAUUCUCACGAUUGGCUCCAUUCCUCCCCUGAAACCCCUUCUUCUUCUUCUUCUUCUUCUUGUUAUCAUACUAAUGUAGAUGUUUCAAUCCCUUUGAUUGAUCUGACUGACCAUGAUGCAAUCGCGCUCAUCGGCAAUGCAUGCGAGACGUGGGGAGUGUUCCAAUUGAUCAACCACGACGUGCCAAUGAGCCUAAUAGAGAAAGCUGAAGGCGAAACGAGACGACUGUUCGAUCUUCCGAUGACACGAAAGCUGAAGGCACUUCGGACUCCAAGAGACGUCACUGGAUAUGGAUUGCCUCGAAUAACGCCAUUUUUCUCUAAGUAUAUGUGGCAUGAAGGGUUUACUAUUAUGGGGCCUCCCAUUGAUCAUGCCUCACAGCUUUGGCCUUCUAACUACCAACCGUUUUGCGAUGUGAUGGAAGAGUAUCAAAGGAAAAUGAAGGCCUUAGCGGAGCAAAUCACAAAUUUAAUCUUCAAUUACCUUAAAAUCUCCGACUGCGCAAACUGGCUCCAUUCAACCGGAGCAGCCGCCGCCUGCAGCACCGCCCUUCAACUUAACUGCUACCCGCGCUGUCCGGACCCGACUCGUGUCAUGGGCUUGGCCCCACACACCGACACGUUUCUAUUGACCAUCCUCCACCAGACCCGCACCUGCGGCCUCCAAAUUUUCAGGGAUGGGUCCGGCUGGGUACCGGUGGCGCCGCUACCCGGUGCGCUGGUCCUCAACGUCGGGGACUUGUUCCACAUCCUUUCCAAUGGGCGGUUCCCGAAUGUUUUACACCGGGUCGUUGUUGACCCGACUCAACGCCGGCUGUCUAUGGCUUAUUUCUACGGGCCGCCACCGGAUUUCUGUGUAUCGCCGUUGAAUGAUCCACCGGAAACUCCCUGUUACCGGCCUGUGGUGGUGAAGGAUUAUGUUCGGUUGAAGGCCAAGAAUCUCGAAAAUGCCCUUUCAAUGAUCCGACUAUGAAUUAUAUUAUGAUAUUUUGAAUUUGUAUACCAUAAUGAUAUGUAUUGCUAAUUUGUUUAUAUGUUUUUCUUUUUCCUAGUGUAAAAUGUUGGCUACAUUGAGAUUAAUAAAAGGAAUUUUCUUUUAA